AAAAGUAAAUUGUUGUCUUUGGUUGUAAAAUAAAGAUGGAAGGUGCAAGCGUUGAGGCCGGUGGGAAAAAUCAUUUACAAAAUGUUUUAUCAGAAACGGAAAUCUCUUCUUUACCCAACCAGGUCGCGGAUAAAAUAAAUUCCUAUAUUGAUCAAAAGUUCGAAGAGUAUUUGACUUCCAAAGCUCUUCAUGAAACCAGUAAAACGCAAAUAGGUGACAAAAUAGCAGCUUCAGAAACUACAAUUCUCGAACUUACAGCAAAAUAUGAAGAUGCCGCAAAAAAGUUACUGACAGCCGAAGAGACUGUCACUGAAUUGGGAAAGCAGGUUGAAGCUCUAAAUGGCGAACUUGAAAAAGCUCGCGAUAAAAUCUGUCGAUUGGAAAAUGAAGUCAUAUCCAUCAAGAGCGGGAGAGAUGCAGCUGUGGAUGAAAGAAACGACCUGACGCGGAUUCUGCAAAGGCGAGAUGCUGAAAUUGAAAGGUUGACAGCAAGUGAAGCCGCGCUCUCACAGCAACUUCGCGCUGCUAUAGAUGCAAAGUGUGAAGCUUUGACUUUGAAUGAUGAAAUACAAAGCAGAGAGUUGUCUCUACAAUACAAAGAGAAAAGAAUAGAGCAAGAAAGAACUCUACUAAAUUCUCAGAUUGCUGGUUUAACAGAAGAGGUCAACAGACUUACUUCUGAACUACAAACACUAAGAUUAAACAACACAAGCAGGCUAGUAAAUCUUGAGACACAAUUAGCAGAAAAAACUGAAGAACUCAAUGCAGCCAAUGAAACAAUUGCACAUCUGAAUGAAGUAAAGAAAAACUUGAACAAUCGAGUCGAAAAUCUUACACAACGUUUAGCUGAGCAGAGAGAAAUCGAAAACAAAAUGACCGAAAACUAUAAAAAAGAGUUAGAUGCAAAGUCUAAAUUGGCUGAUCUAUUUAAAUCUAUGCAUGAUGAUGCUGAGGCGAAAACUAUGGAGUUGACUGAUGGCAUUUCCGAAUUACAGAAAUUAUUAAAUGAAGCGUCUGAGAAAUAUGGUGAGCUAGAAACAAAAUACAAACAAGCUGAAAUGGAUCAUGAGGAAAUAUUAGAAAAGAAAAAUGAGGUUAUUGCUUCACUGAAAAGUGAAUUGGAACAUGCAAAUGACUUGUUGAAAGCAGCUAAUGCACAAAAUCUAGACAUGGCUUUGAGUGACUUAGCUCCAUCUGCAGCAACUGCAAGCAAACUGCUCAAGUCAGGCAUGUCUUUGACGCAAAUCUAUUCACAACUUGUCAAAGUAACAGAAGAACUAGCUCAGGAAAAAGAAGAAAAUCGACGUCUCAACAUAACCAUCAACACUAUUAUUCAAGAACUCGAGGAAAAAGCGCCGAUGUUACAAAAGCAAAAAUCUGAAUAUGACGAGGCAUUGGAAACCAACACGGCUUUGACCCAGCAAAUAGAAUCCCUUAUAAUAGAGUGUAACAGGCUUCGUGAUGAUUAUAGCGAGUCGUCUAAGAUAGCAAAUCAUUACAACCGUGAAAAUUCCAGAUUAAAAGGAGAGUUGGCUGAUUUAGGACGACAGGUUUGCUUCUUAUUAAAAGAAAUUGAGCAUAGCCGCGGAGGGUUGCCUAAUGGUGAUCAUGACUCGUCACAUACAGCAUCUAACGUGACAAAUUCAUCCGAUUCAUCUCGAAUCAUUUCAAAGACAUUGGUUACGUUUAGUGACAUUCAAGAACUACAAAGUAAUAAUCAAAAACUUUUACGUAUGAUCCGUGACUUAACAGAAAAACAAGAAGAAUUAGAACGCAAUAAGGAGCAAUUUGAGAGCGGCGAUAUGCAAAAUAAAAUCGAAACUUUGAAAAAUAGAGUUUCAGAAUUGACUGAUGCCCAAGACCGCCAGACGAAGAUGGUUAACGGUCUCAUCAGACAACGUGAUAUGUUCAAGAAGUUGUAUCACGAUCUUAUGAAAGGUAAACGCCACGAAGUGAGUUCUAUGUUUAUUGAAGGUGCUGAUUUGGGGAAAGGAGAUUCAUUUAUGAUGGAAUCUUCACCUGAGAAAACUUCCAAGGCAGCUCCAGCUGGCGUAUCUACAUAUGAGAUAAAAUAUAAAGAAACUGAAAAACAUCUAGAACUUCUAAAGGAAGAGUACAAAACCUAUAAAGAGGAGAAAAUGACUAAUGAAAGAAUGUUGUUUGAGCAAAUUGACAAUAUGAGGCAAGAAAUUGCAAAACUUACUGCAUCCAACAGCAAAAGUGCAUCUACAUCAGAAUACAAUAACGAACGACUUAAAAUAUUACAAACCAAUAUUACUACUUAUAAGAAGCAAAUAGCUUCUUUGGAAGAAAAGAACAAAGCUUACAAUGCAACUAUUGCUAAACACGAAGUAUCUCUACAACAUUUGAGAGAUGAAGCUUUAAAUGCACAGAGCAAAUUAGCUGCAGCUGAAAUUCAAGUAGAAAACUUGAAGCUGGAGUGUAAAUUACUUAAAGAUACAGAAGUACGUCUUCAAACUGAAAAAGAAAUGUUAAACCGUGAGAGACAGGGACAAUCAUUGCUAUUGAAGAAUUUGGAACUCAUAAAGGCAAGCUUGGAGCGAGUGGAAGCAGAAAAUCGUGCCAAAAUAGAAACAAGACUAGAUGAAGCUACGAGGGAAUGCUCAGCUUUGAGAAGACGACUUCAAGAAGAACAAGAUAGAUUUAGAGAAUUGGCGGCACACCUAGAGAGGCAAACAGAGACUGCAAAAUCUCGUAUGCAAGAAGAAAAAGACGCAGCGGAUGCGAUGAGAAAAGAAAUACAACAGUUAAGGCAAGACUUGAUUGAUAAAAAUAAGUCGAAUGAAGAACUGGCUAAGAAGCUCAAAACUGCCCUUUCCCCCAACACUGACGGGUCGUUCGAUACUGUAAAGAGGAUAAGAGAGCUAGAAAAUAAACUGUCGGAUAGGGAAAGUGAAAUAAAAUCUUUACAAGAGCAAUUGACUGUUGCCAAAGAACAUAUAAAACAAUAUUGCGAUAUAUCAGAAGGAGCAGAAAAGGAAUUGAAAACCUUACACAGUGAGUACGAAAAAUAUAAAACUGAAACAGAGGCAAAACUAUCUGAGUACAUGCAAAAAGUACAACAACUUGAAGAUAAAUGUUCUGAAUUAGAAACAGAACUGUCAUUGCAAGGUACUGGCGAACAUUCUAAUACUAAUACCACUCUGAGGACUGAAUUGACAAAGGCGAAAGAAGAGUUGAAGAAUGCCUUGGCUGACAUUGAUAGUUCUCGGUCUGAACUAGAAGAAGCUCGUUCGGAAAUAACGAAACUCUCAGAAGCUGUACAGAAAGCUGAAGAAAAAUACACUCAUGAAAUGAUACUGCAUUCUUCUGAUAUUCAAACGUUAUCGCAUGUCAAAGAAGAGUUUUCAAAAGCCCAAAAUCAAAUUAAUGAAUUAGUGGCAUUAAAGAAUAGCACAAUCGAGAAAUUAGAGAGUGCAACAACGUCAUGGGAAGAAAGACAAAAACUACUCACCAACGAAAAUGAACAACUUGCACAAAGAUUGAAGGAUUUAAAUGACCAGAAUGCAUUGUUACACGAUCAAAUCCAGGCUUUAGGCACGCAACUGUCCGUAAGUCAUGCUUCUAAAUCACGAUCAGAAAGCAUGAAUGAAUCUGCAAAUGAUUCUUCUAUUAUGAAUUUAUCUGCAUCUGAAGAGUCUUCGGAUCAAUUAUUCCAAGUUGUGAAAUUCUUAAGAAAAGAAAAAGAUAUUGCAAUGGCUAAGUUUGACAUUUUGCAAGCUGAAACAAUGCGACUAAAAUCUCAAUUGGAAAUUGCAGAGAAACAAUUGGAUGAUACUAAGUUGGCUUUGGCUGCUGAAAGAGAGAGAUCAGAAGUGAGCAUGGUGACAGUUAAUAAACAAUCUGAUAUCUUGAGGAAGGUGGAAACUCUGAAUGCACUGACAGAUAGCAACAGAAUUCUGAGAGAAGAACGUGAUACAUUAACUGCUCGCGUGGAAGAACUUUCUAUAUCAUUGAAAACAAUGGAAGAGCAACUUGGUCCGCUUCAAGAAAAGAUCAGUGAUCUGACAUCUAAGAAUGAUACACUGCAGUCUGAAAAUACUUCUUUGAAGGCUGAUUGUGCCAGGUGGAGAACAAGAGUAAAUGCUUUAGUGGAACGAGCUAACAAAACGAGUCCAGAAGAUUGGAAGAGACUGCAAAAUGAAAGAGAUGCUCUUGCUAAAAUGUUAACUAACGAGAAAGAAAAUGUUAGGAAGUUGAAUGAACAGCUUGGUGCUGUAAAAGUAGAAAGAACUAAGUUAGAAGAGCAGUACUCUACGUUGUCACGUCAGCAAAAUGCCAUAGUUGAAGAGAAUAAGAAACUGAUUGAAGAGUUACAAGUUGUUAAAGAAGACAUGACUCGUGUCACUGAAGAACUUACUAAGAUUAAAGCAGAGCUUGCCACUGCACUGGAAGCGAACACGAAAUUAUCGGAAGAACUUAACGCUGCCAACGUUUCUCUGAAUGAUAUUAGAAACAAAGAAAUGCAGAUUAGGAAAAUAGCUAAGAAAUACAAAGGUCAAUAUGAAGAGCUGGUGAAGGCGGUAGACGACGAAAAGAAAAAGACUGAAGGGGAACAGGCAGCUGCCAGCUCUGCAUUAGCGGAAAGUGCAAAGAAGGUAGAAGACCAACUAUCUGAGAUCCAAGCACAACUGGAGACAGAAAAAACAAAUAAUGAAAAACUUAAACAAGAGCUCGAAAGUCUUCGGACUGAUAAAGAGGACAAGGAGGAAAAAACUAAACAAGUAUUAAAGCAGGCUAAAUCUAAAAUAUGCCAGUUGACUGAAAGAAAUAACUCUUUGUCUCGUGAGUUGGAUGAGUCUCGUUCUAAGAUUGAAAACAUUGAGCAGAGUACUCGAGACGAGCAAGAUGUUAGGUUGGCACUCAUUAAGUCUCAGUAUGAGGGCCGCCUUUCCAGAAUUGAAAAAGAGCUGAGUGACGCUCAGGCUGAAAAAACGCGCGAAGUCGAGGCGUUAUUGCAGAAAGUCAAUUUACUGCAGAGGCAACUGGCCAGUCAAGCUUCGGCUUCUAAACAGCAGACUACCACUGAAAAGACUACUACAGAUCCUCCCACAGCUAACAUAAAACCAAUGGCAGGUGUAGCACAACAGAGCGUGACGCCGAGCCGGCGCGGCGGCGAGCCCCCGCUGGCGUCCAUCCGGCCGAUGGCGCAGGUGGGCCCCACGGCGCCGCACGACGCCCACACCACCGAGUACAUGCCCGCCUCCUCCUCACGCCCGCUGCCGCGCGCAGCCCUCGCCGCCACCACAGCGCCGCCCGAGUCCACACAGGAUAUGGAUACCAGUGAAGCUGGCAUGGGUAGCUCUGGCUCCAGUGACAGCACUGCGCAACCUUCGUCCCACUCACAAGACCCAAAACAGGCUGUAGCACUAGUGCUGCCGCGCAUCGAGCAGCCGAGCGGCACGAGCUCGGUGGGCGCCAGCGCGGCCGCCAGCUCCGCGCCCGCGCCCAGCGUGUCCAGCGCCGCCGCGCCCGCCGCGCCUGCGCCGCCCCACGCAGGGCCGGCAAGCAGCGCGCCCACAUCCGCGGCGCCGUCGCAGCCGUCGGCCAGCGUGAGCACGUCUCACGCGCCGCCCGGCGUGAGUACGUCUCACGCCCCACCGGGCGUGAGCACGUCUCACGCCCCGCCAGACGCGCGUCCGCAAAAGCGGCGUCUGCAACCCCGCCCGCUCGCCGCUAAGAGGACACGAGUUCAGGGUUUCGAACGUUCAGUGGAGGUAGAGUACCAAGUGCCAACGUCGUCCCGCUGUGACCAGGACGACGAGGGUGUCAUCGUGGUCGACUCGGAGGAAGACGACGAACGCUGCAGCGGCACCAUGUACAGAGAAGGAGAAGACGACGAUGAAGAUAUGGAGGAGGAACAGGAAGUGGAAGCUGGCGAGGAGGAGGAGGAAGGAGAGGAUGGAGAGAACAGUGCCCGCCAGGAUUCACCAGCGCAAUCUCCGGAGGCGGGCGCGGAGGGAGAGGAGGGCGCGGAGGGCGAAGAGGGCUCGCUGGGCGACAGCGGGUCGGGCGCGGGCGGCGAGGCCGACAGCGAGCCCGCGCCCGCGCCCACCGCGCAGAUCGAGGCCAUCAGCAGCGGCACGGAGCCGAGCGGUGCUCUGUCGCUAGGAGGCAACGGUGCCGAUGACGGUGAUGACAGCAUAGUUCCUUCCACGCCGACCCUCUAUGUUCCCAGGCGCACAGACGGGUUCGGCGAGGCGGUGGUGUCCCCGCUGGGCGGCGGCGGCGGCGCGCGGUUCACGUUCGCGGAGGCGGGCGCGGGCGCCGGCGCCGCCUCGCACCACGACACGCACGCCGACCUCGCCGCCGCGCUGCCGCCGCCGCAGCCGCAACCGCAACCUGAUAACCGUGGCGAGAGUUCGGAGACUCGCGAUUGGGAGGAGUCUCGCGGCGAAGAGGAGGCUCCGGCAGUCAGUUCACAAGGCAGCGAGCCUUCCUCCCCUCAUCAGGCACGUAUCUCUGCCAAUGAACAACAGCAGCGCCUGAUGGCGGAGGAAGGCCGCGAGGCGGAGGCGAGCGCGCCGCCCGCGGCCCCGCGCCGCGCGCCGCACCCGCCGCCGCACUCGCCGCAUCAGCGCUGGAUGCGCGCCGCCGACAGUGAAAGCGGACCGCGCGGACGUGGCAUGCGGUCUAGAGGCCGACCCCCACGAAGAUCGCACUACAUGAGGUUCUGAACGCGUCUAUAAUCAUUACCUUUUUACUUCCUAUUACAAUAUUUACUAUAUAAUACAUUCUCACAUAAUUAGUAUUUACAACACCCCUCAGAGGGAACUAUAUCCAAUAGAUAAGAUUCUCUUGGUGUGUGAUAUAAGUAAUUUUUAGUAUUCUUAAGAGUUUAUUGUGAUUUGUUUACUUUGAGGGAAUGAAUAGUGUAUGAGUAGUAUUCUUUGCAAAAUAAAUAUCAUAUAAAUGAUUAAGUUUUCAAAAUUAGGAAACGAUUUUCUUUUCAUUUGGCUACCUUUUUUCAUUUUAGAUAUGUUUUAUAUUAUAUAAAUUCAUCAGCAUAUUUCAUAACCGCUACAAUUGAGUAAAUAGACACAUUAAAAGUCAUUCAUUAUCAUAAAAAAUAGAUGUAAGUGAAACAUUUCCAUAGAAAUAUAAUAAUUGACAUUGAUGUAGAAUUAUUGAAUAAUAGUAUU
Pectinophora gossypiella (pink bollworm) is the source of this 7163-nucleotide messenger RNA. RefSeq names its product nucleoprotein TPR (gene Mgtor). Lineage: Eukaryota; Metazoa; Arthropoda; Insecta; Lepidoptera; Gelechiidae. The coding region runs from base 36 to 6698 and encodes 2220 amino acids. Gene Ontology annotation, cellular component: nuclear pore. Gene Ontology annotation, biological process: mRNA export from nucleus; protein import into nucleus. The transcript has 14 exons. Gene Ontology annotation, molecular function: structural constituent of nuclear pore. The record is from RefSeq and is a predicted model, not a curated record.